Oncorhynchus keta (chum salmon) is the source of this 7899-nucleotide messenger RNA. Its product is annotated as sodium- and chloride-dependent GABA transporter ine. NCBI's taxonomy places the organism in Eukaryota, Metazoa, Chordata, Actinopteri, Salmoniformes, Salmonidae. The record is from RefSeq and is a predicted model, not a curated record. The coding region runs from base 2726 to 4468 and encodes 580 amino acids. Gene Ontology annotation, biological process: sodium ion transmembrane transport. The transcript is spliced from 17 exons. Gene Ontology annotation, cellular component: membrane.
UCAUAGGUCUAUGGAAAUAAUUUAUAACCAAAUAGGCUAAACUUGUCCUGAAUGACGCAAAUAAAUAUAUUGUACUGGAUUGGAAAGAUACGUUUCGGCGACGCAGUUCUUGGAACGUCAGCGGUGAAUUUGGGGGUGAAAUUAAGUUUCCAACUCUUCAAAUCCGCGUGUCGCUCCAGGGUCGCGAGCUAUGGGAACAGUUUGGAGAUAUCGGAACAGAGAUGCUUUUCACCAAAACAGGAAGGCGCAUGUUUCCAAACUGCGUAGUCACUGUGACGGGGUUAAAUCCUCGGGCAAAGUACAUGCUGAUGAUGGAGAUGGUCGAGUCUGAUGAUAACAAAUACAAGUGGAGCAGGGAUCACUGGGUAGUGAGUGGUAUGACUGAACCCCACCUUUCCAACCACUUCUUCAUCCAACCAAACUCACCUGCCCUGGGAGAGAGGUGGAUGCAGUGCCCAGUCUCUUUCCACAAGCAAACUCACCCGCCCUGGGAGAGAGGUGGAUGCAGUGCCCAGUCUCUUUCCACAAGCAAACUCACCCGCCCUGGGAGAGAGGUGGAUGCAGUGCCCAGUCUCUUUCAACAAGCAAACUCACCCGCCCUGGGAGAGAGGUGGAUGCAGUGCCCAGUCUCUUUCCACAAGCAAACUCACCUGCCCUGGGAGAGAGGUGGAUGCAGUGCCCAGUCUCUUUCCACAAGCAAACUCACCCGCCCUGGGAGAGAGGUGGAUGCAGUGCCCAGUCUCUUUCCACAAGCAAACUCACCCGCCCUGGGAUAGAGGUGGAUGCAGUGCUCAGUCUCUUUCCACAAGCAAACUCACCCGCCCUGGGAUAGAGGUGGAUGCAGUGCCCAGUCUCUUUCCACAAGCAAACUCACCUGCCCUAGGAUAGAGGUGGAUGCAGUGCCCAGUCUCUUUCCACAAGCAAACUCACCCGCCCUGGGAGAGAGGUGGAUGCAGUGCCCAGUCUCUUUCCACAAGCAAACUCACCCGCCCUGGGAGAGAGGUGGAUGCAGUGCCCAGUCUCUUUCCACAAGCAAACUCACCCGCCCUGGGAGAGAGGUGGAUGCAGUGCCCAGUCUCUUUCCACAAGCAAACUCACCUGCCCUGGGAGAGAGGUGGAUGCAGUGCCCAGUCUCUUUCCACAAGCAAACUCACCCGCCCUGGGAGAGAGGUGGAUGCAGUGCCCAGUCUCUUUCCACAAGCAAACUCACCCGCCCUGGGAGAGAGGUGGAUGCAGUGCCAAGUCUCUUUCCACAAGCAAACUCACCAACACCCUCAACUCCAAUAGCCCGGUAAGGCUUGGCACGGAAGACCCUGGCACUAUCUGUGACACUAAAAGUGCCAUGUCACCAUGAUAGUGUUGCAAUAGAUGAUAACCACUGAAUGUUAAGUUUGGUGAUACAAUGAAGUAAUAGAUGCUUUGCUUUCAUAUCAGAUACCUCUGUAAAUAUAUCAGAUACUGCUGCAAAUAUGAGGAUAUCACCAUGUAGGAUGAGAUGGAGUGUAUGUAUUGGCAGGCAUACUUACUAUGGCAGGUUGCCUAGUUUGAAUGCAGUGGGUGAGGUAGGUAAUACAGGUUCUCCGGUUAGGAUAGGGAGAGAAUUGAGGUUCUGUUUUAGAGAGAGUCUGUGCUGCUGUUUAUUUCCUCUAAUCAAACAUAAUCCAUGAUCAUUUCCAUAGGUUUUGUGUUCUAAAAAUACACAGAACAUAUUUUCAUCAGCAUAUUUUACAUCAUAAACAAUAUUACUUGUCACAUUCCAACACAAUCUCAGAGCCAAUAGUCAAAUCCUAAUUAAAACUCUCCAAAGCAUUUUACAAAUAGAUUCAUUUCAAGGUAUAAAUGAGAUCUUUCCAACAUGCAAACAUUCCUAUCAAUAUGUGACAACAACUCAACAUUUGACUUAAUAAUUAAAUAAUCUUUAAAUGCACAUCAAUUGAAACAUGACAAGCAAAGUAAAAUGUAAACAAUAUUGUGGGUUACUUAUAGUUGGCUAAUGUGAUGCACAGAUAAUAGAAAUAAAGGGAUGAUUGUUGGAGAGGUUUGUACUACUGCCUGGCACUGAAACUAAAAGACAAAGGAAUUCAAGUAUUUAGCAAAUUAAAUUAGUUUUAGGUGUGCUCAGAGAAUAGAGAUCUUUAGUACCCAAAAGGCAAUAUUAACAUAGGCAGGGCCAUUGUAGACGGAUACAUUGGGAUCUCUAUACAUCUCUAUGGCUCAGAGGUGCCUGCAAUUAAAUGGACAGUUAGCUAAAAAGUGCAAUUAAAGGAACAGUAAACUAAGUGUGAUUAAAAGACUAUGAAAAAUGAUUGCCUUUUCUACAAUGCUAGCACAGGAGGUUGGUCGCACGUUAAUUGGGGAGAAGGUGCUCAUGGUAAUGGCUGGAGUGGAGUAAGAGGAAUGAUAUCAAAUACAUCAAACACAUGGUUUCCAUGUUUGAUGCCAUUCCAUUUGCUCCGUUCCAGCCAUUAUUAAGAGCCGCUCUCCCCUCAGCAGCCUCCACUGAAUACGAGUAACAGGUAUCAUAUGUUUUGCAGGUGGUUCUCCACUCCAUGCAUAAGUACCAGCCCCGCCACAGCCCUCUGUCAGGGGACUACCUGCGCUUCACCUUCCCUGAGGCAGCCUUCAUCGCUGUCACUGCCUACCAGAACUCAGAGCCUCCCAUGACGUUUGGGCCCAGUCAGUAAAGUCACAGAGAAGACACAGACAGAAAGACCCAACCUUGGAGAUGGAGCUGGACCAAGGCAAGAUGGAUCAGGAGCCAGGCAGGCCCACAUGGAACAGGCAGAUAGAGUUCACCCUGGCUGGGAUCGGCUGUGCUGUGGGGCUGGGGAACAUAUGGCGGUUCCCUUAUCUGUGCUACAGGAGUGGAGGAGGUGCAUUCCUGGUUCCCUACCUGCUGAUGCUGCUGGUGAUGGGAAUUCCUCUGCUCUACAUGGAGCUGAUUCUGGGACAGUACAUGAGAAGAGGGCCUGUUCAUGCCCUGGCUAAAGCCUGCCCGCUGCUCAAAGGAGUGGGCCUGGCGACUGUGGCCAUCUCCUUCAUCAUGUGUACUUACUACAACAUCAUCAUCACAUGGGGUCUGUACUACCUGUUCAGCUCCUUCCAGAGUCCGCUGCCCUGGCAAAGCUGCAACAACACAUGGAACACCCCCAACUGCACCGAUCACAUAAACCCGAACACCAGCUCACACUCCUCCACCGCCAGCCAGCAGUUCUUCAAUUAUAGGAUGCUGGAGAGGACAGGGGGAGUGGAGGAGAGCGGGGUGCUGCGAUGGGAACUCUUUCUCCUGCUCCUUUUGGCCUGGAUCCUCCUCUACUUCUGCAUCUUUAAGGGGGUCAAGUCAACAGGGAAGGUGGUAUACUUCACGGCUCUCUUCCCAUAUGUCAUCCUGUUAGCUCUGUUGAUUAACAAUGUCCAGCUCCCAGGAGCUAUGGAAGGCAUCCGCUUUUUCAUCGUGCCAAACUGGGAGAAACUCCUGGAGUUGGAGGUUUGGGUCAACGCUGCAGCUCAGAUCUUUAACUCCAUUGGGAUAGGCUUUGGCUCCCUCAUGGCCAUGUCCAGCUAUAACAACUUCAACAACAACAUAUUAAAAGACACCCUGGCUAUCUCCAUCACCAACUCCCUGACCAGUAUUCUGGCAGGUUUUGUCAUCUUCUCUGCAUUCGGCUACAUGUCACAUCUCCAGAACAUACCUGUCAGUGAGCUGGCUGUAGAUGGUCCAGGACUGGUUUUUGUUGUUUACCCACAAGCCUUUGCAACGAUGCCAGUGGCUCCGCUGUGGGCAAUUCUGUUCUUCUUCAUGCUCCUGUGCCUUGGGCUGGACAGCCAGUUUGCCAUGGUGGAGGUGAUGGCGACCAGCCUAAUGGAUGGGUUUGGAGGGCCCCUGAUGAAGUUCCUGAGACACAAGGAGAUGCUGGUGCUGGCAGUCUGCAGCACUGCCUUUCUGCUGGGAAUACCCCAUGUCAUGCAGGUGGGGAUCUAUGUAUUCCAGCUGAUGGACCACUACACGGCCAUAGUGUCUCUCAUGUUCCUGGCCUUCUUUGAGGUGCUGGCCAUCUGCGGACUUUAUGGUGUGAGGAGGCUUUCGGCAAACUUAAAGGAGAUGACAGGAAAUAGGCCUAAUAUCUUCUUCAGAGUGUGCUGGAUGUUUGUGGCUCCUCUUCUGAUCACUAUUAUCCUGGUGUUCACAAUCAUCCAGUUUAAACCAGCUCGCUAUGAGGACUACGUGUAUCCCCCGUGGGCUCAGGGGAUUGGCUGGGUCAUCGCUAUGGCAUCCAUCAUCUGGAUCCCACUCGGAGCUCUUCACACACUGUGGGUUCUGCCAGGCUCCUUCACUGAGAGAUUAGUAAAGUCAAUCACCCCCUAUGCACUGGAGAACAAGAGGGGAGGAGACACAUACCCAAACAUAGCAGUCAUCAGCUCCUUAGGUAGAGAAACAGAGAAGCCUCACAUUCAGACAAACCUCUGAUACUGACUCUCCCUACUGAUGGCCUCUGUACCAGCCUGGGAUUCUGGGACUAUGCAAGGCUUGGAGAGCCAGGUGAGGGUUAAUUAAGGAUGUCAACCCUGAUUCACAUUGGCACUGGGAACCACACUGUCUGUGGAUGACGUGACAAAAACCGCCCAACAACAUUCCUAUUGGUGAUGUUUGGGACUUCUGCUCAUGGGGAAGUGGGUUGUUCUUCAUGGAGUGAAGAUAUAUAUAUAUUUUAAACACUGUUAUAGUCAAUUAUGUAAUAACAAAUAGAAGAAUCAGAAUUGGUCAUGAGUGGGUACUGGUACAUGAUGAAUAGACCUUAACCUGUCCAUAUGUUGCACUGUCUGAACUUUGGUAAUAUGUUUUCUAUAUGUAGCCAUGGAUAACCAAAGUACAACGGUGUGAGAACUGUUAGUUAUGGAUGUUGUUGUUUUGCCCUUCAAGCAUGUUAGCUUUCACUUGAGCAGCACCUUGUGGUUAACACAACUGAGGAGGUAUUACAUGUAUUUCUAGAGUACCACAGUGAGUCAUAAUACCCAUAAAAUCUAGCAGUCAAACAGGGAUAUGGUUCAAAUUGUUUUUCCACAGUUAAUUUUUCCAAUAGCGGAUUUUAGAAACACUUAAAAUAAGGGCUGUGUUUUCAUGUAGGCUUACCCUGAUGUGACUUUUUGAUAACUGUGUAAACCUCACUGGGACAUGGUGACUUUUAUCAAUAUAUUCACAUGUAUUAUCCCCCAGUUGGUAGAGCAUGGCGCUUGUAACGCCAGGGUAGUGGGUUCGAUCCCCGGGACCACCCAUACGGAGAAUGUAUGCACACAUAUAAAUGGAUAAAAGCGUCUGCUAAAUGGCAUAUAUAUAUAUAUAUAUAUAAAAUGAAAUGCCUUUUUAGCUAAUGUGGCAAUCAUAAAGAACUAGAAAGAACUAGAAAGAACUCUCGAUUAACUAUCUGUUAGCAUAAUUGUCAUUAAUAAAUUGGAAAAAUGUCUUUAAAUUGACAAGUGUGACAUUGCACAAUACAUGUUAGCAACGGUGUCAGCUAGAGAUGACGUGCAGGAGCUUGCAGGAAUUUGCAUGUCUCUUUUAAUGCUAAUUAGCAUUUUCGAAUCAGAGUAAUAGAGAUGAAUAUAUUGAUAAAAUUCACCUUGUCCGAGAGAGGUUUACAUGGUUAUCAAAACGUCACGUCAGAGUAAUCCUACACAAAACACAGCCCUUAUUUUACGUUUUUCUAAAAUUCCCUGUUGGAAAAAUUAAUGGUGGUAAAAUUAUUGGAACCAUUUCCGGUUUACCGCUAGGUUUUAUGUGUAUUAUGACCCCCCCCCCCCAUGGGGCUAUAUAUUAGUAAAACAUGUACAGUAUGAUGCAGUAGCUAUGGAUCAGCACAGCAGUUAAUAAAAUAAUCUACCAAAUGCAGCAUUUGGAACAUAUUGUUAAAAUAUUCCUUAUGUAAUAUGUUGUUUACAAUAAAAUGCCACAAUAUGUUUGAUUUGGCUGCUGUGGGUCAGGGGGCAAGGAGACCCACAGCUCCGCUAAAACCAUUGACAACUACAUGCUGUUUAAGGGAUUGUUACAUAAAUGUUACGACUAUUUGGUUUUAAUAGUCAGAACUACAAAUUCACCAUUUUCCAUGCAAAACAAUUGUACACAUUUACCUCUGUCAUCAGUUAUACAGCAAGUAACUGCAUGCUUUUCAUGAUCCGUAAACAUCACUGAUCAUGUAAUUUCAGAUACAUGAAGGUGCCUAUCGAUUUGACAUGUAGCUAGCUAAGCAAACAUCAUCAUUACCUUGCAUCAUCAGAGAUUGGGCUUUUGGAAAGACUUUGACAGUCUUGGUAAAUUGUCAGUCGGACUACUGUCAUCACCAAUAUAGAUGGCAAGUAAAUCAAACAUUUGGAUAUAGUCAUCUCGUUUAACCCUUGAAAGUUUGCUUGUUAUCUAGCCAUAUUGACGUGAUCUGUUAUUAGCUAGCUAGCGAAAUUUACGUGGUCCAUCAAUCAAUGUAGCCUAUACCUUUUUUCAAUUUUCCCCAAAAAUGACAUACCCAAAUCCAACUGCAUGUAGCUCCGGACCAGAAGCAAGGAUAUGCCUAUUAUUGAUACCAUUUGAAAGGAAAUACUUAAGUUUGUGGAAAUGUGAAAUUAAUGUCUAGAAUAAUACAUUAGAUCUGGUAAAAGUUAAUACCAAAAAAAACGUGCAUUUUCUAUAAAAAAAAAAUCAUCUUUGAAAUGCAAGAGAAAAGCCAUAUCAUAUAGGCGUUUAGGCACAAUUUAGACUUUGGCCACCAGAUGGCAGCAGUGCAUUGCAAUACUGCACAAUAUUUUGUACCAAGUCUGCCAAAAUGUGCCUAAUUGGUCAAUUGAUAUAUUUAAGUGCAUAACAAUAGAGAACAUACACAACUAUGGUAAUACAAAAUGUACGUUUACACACUCCCAGGAAUGUCAUACAUGACGGAUAAUUAGCUUCCCUACAGAAAAACACUAACACAUCUAGAUGGCCGGGCAGGGUUGGUGUGGAGCCUGACAGUAGGAGAUCAAACUGAAAACUGUUACAUUUUAUCUCUGGGACCCUCAAGAUGACUGAAUGUAAGUACAUUAUUUACCUUCAGAGGUGAAUGUAUCAAACCAGUUGACAUGAGUUUUUUGUUGUUGUGCACUCUCCUCAAACAAUAGCAUGGUAUUUUUUAUUUAUUGUAAUAGCUACUGUAUAGCUACUAUUGGUCAGUGCAGUUCGAUUAACAAGAAUUUAAGCUUUUUGCCCAUAUAAGACAUGUCUAUGUCCUGCAAAGUGUGCUGUAAUUUACAUAAUUCUAGUCACAUUAGCGCACGUUAGCAACACAAAUCCCAUAGAGGUUAAACACUCUUAAAAACGCUGUUGAAAAUGGGAAGUUAUUUUAUUUAACUGGGCAAGUCAGUUAAGAACAAAUUCUUAUUUACAAUGAUGGCCUAGGAACAGUGGGAUAACUGGGAUAACAGAUUUUUACAAUGUCAGCUCGGGGAUUUGAACUAGCUGGCCCAACGCACUAACCAUUAGGCUACCUGUCUCACAAUGUUAUUGUGACGUUUUAUUGAAAACGACCUAUAGGCUAUAUAUUAUGUAUUAUAUCCAUUGCAAUCUGACAAAUGGUCACUUUCCGUGACUCAAUUUAUUGGAAAAGUCAUGAGUAUUUUACAUAACAUUUUAAACAACAUAUGUUUGAAAGGGAAUUAUGCCUGAUUUAAAAUAGUUAUAAUACUUAAAAUAAGUAUUAUAAGAAUAAUCAGUAAACAUUGUAAUUGUAGGCCAUAUAUAAUCAUACUGUACAACUCUGUCAUGUUAUGUAAGGCAAAAUAAAAAGCCAACUGACUCAAGAGCCAAAGGGUGUGCCAAGUUAUGAUCAUCAGUUGAUGGUGCCUAUAUUCUGAGGGGUUUUGUUUACAAACCUGUCU